Molecule: messenger RNA, 8264 nt
Organism: Loxodonta africana (African savanna elephant)
Lineage: Eukaryota; Metazoa; Chordata; Mammalia; Proboscidea; Elephantidae
Gene: SP1
Product: Sp1 transcription factor
Exons: 6
Coding region: 111-2465 (784 amino acids)
Biological process (GO): regulation of transcription by RNA polymerase II
Molecular function (GO): RNA polymerase II cis-regulatory region sequence-specific DNA binding; DNA-binding transcription factor activity, RNA polymerase II-specific
Source: RefSeq, a predicted model, not a curated record
CCCUCCCCGUCCGGUCCGGGUUCGCUUGCCUCGUCAGCGUCCGCGUUUUUCCCGGCCCCCCCCAACCCCCCCGGACAGGACCCCCUUGAGCUCGUCCCUCAGCUGCCACCAUGAGCGAACAAGAUCACUCCAUGGAUGAAAUGACAACAGUGGUGAAGAUUGAAAAAGGAGUUGGUGGCAAUAAUGGGGGCAGUGGUAAUGGUGGUGGUGCCUUUUCUCAGGCUCGCAGCAGCAGCACAGGCAGUAGCAGCAGUGGAGGAGGAGGAGGUCAGGAGUCCCAGCCAUCCCCUUUGGCUCUUUUAGCAGCAACUUGCAGCAGAAUUGAGUCACCCAAUGAAAACAGCAACAAUUCCCAGGGCCCAAGCCAGUCAGGGGGCACAGGUGAGCUGGACCUUGCAGCCACACAACUCUCACAGGGUGCCAAUGGCUGGCAGAUUAUCUCUUCCUCCUCUGGGGCUACCCCUACCUCAAAGGAGCAGAGUGGCAGCAGCACUAAUGGCGGCAAUGGCAGUGAGUCUUCCAAGAAUCGCACGGUUUCUGGUGGGCAGUAUGUUGUGGCUGCGGCCCCCAAUUUGCAGAACCAGCAAGUCCUAACAGGACUGCCUGGGGUGAUGCCCAAUAUUCAGUAUCAAGUAAUCCCACAGUUCCAGACCGUUGAUGGGCAGCAGCUGCAAUUUGCAGCCACUGGGGCCCAAGUGCAGCAGGAUGGUUCUGGUCAAAUUCAGAUCAUACCAGGUGCAAACCAACAGAUUAUCACAAAUCGAGGAAGUGGAGGCAACAUCAUUGCUGCUAUGCCAAACCUGCUCCAGCAGGCUGUCCCCCUGCAAGGCCUGGCUAAUAAUGUGCUCUCAGGACAGACUCAGUAUGUGACCAAUGUACCAGUGGCCCUGAAUGGGAACAUCACCUUGCUACCUGUCAACAGCGUUUCUGCAGCUACCUUGACUCCCAGCUCUCAGGCAGUCACGAUCAGCAGCUCUGGGUCCCAGGAGAGUGGCUCACAGCCUGUCACCUCAGGGACUGCCAUCAGUUCUGCUAGUCUGGUAUCACAAGCCAGUUCCAGCUCCUUUUUCACCAAUGCCAAUAGCUACUCAACAACUACUACCACCAGCAACAUGGGAAUUAUGAACUUUACCACCAGCGGAUCAGCAGGGACCAACUCUCAAGGCCAGACACCCCAGAGGGUCAGUGGGCUACAGGGGUCUGAUGCUCUGAACAUCCAGCAGAACCAGACAUCUGGAGGCUCACUGCAAACAAGUCAGCAAAAAGAGGGAGAGCAAAACCAGCAGACACAGCAACAACAGAUUCUUAUUCAGCCUCAGCUAGUUCAAGGGGGACAGGCCCUUCAGGCCCUUCAAGCAGCACCACUGUCAGGGCAGACCUUUACAACUCAAGCUAUCUCCCAGGAAACCCUCCAGAACCUCCAGCUUCAGGCUGUUCCAAACUCUGGCCCUAUCAUCAUCCGGACACCAACGGUGGGGCCCAAUGGACAGGUCAGUUGGCAGACUCUUCAGCUGCAGAACCUCCAAGUUCAGAACCCACAGGCCCAGACAAUCACCUUGGCUCCAAUGCAGGGUGUUUCCUUGGGGCAGACAAGCAGCAGCAACACCACCCUUACACCCAUUGCCUCAGCUGCCUCCAUCCCUGCUGGCACAGUCACUGUGAAUGCUGCACAGCUCUCCUCCAUGCCAGGCCUCCAGACCAUUAACCUCAGUGCAUUGGGUGCUUCAGGAAUCCAGGUGCACCAGCUUCCAGGCCUGCCAUUGACUAUAGCAAAUGCCUCAGGUGAUCAUGGAGGUCAGCUUGGCCUCCAUGGGGCUGGUGGUGAUGGAAUACACGAUGACACAGCAGGUGGAGAAGAAGGAGAAAACAGCCCAGAUCCCCAACCCCAGCCUGGUCGGAAGACCCGGCGGGAAGCAUGCACCUGUCCCUAUUGUAAAGACAGUGAAGGAAGGGGCUCUGGGGACCCUGGCAAAAAGAAACAGCACAUUUGUCACAUCCAAGGUUGUGGCAAAGUAUAUGGCAAGACCUCACACCUAAGGGCACACUUGCGUUGGCACACAGGCGAGAGACCAUUCAUGUGUACCUGGUCAUACUGUGGAAAACGCUUCACACGCUCAGAUGAGCUGCAGAGGCACAAACGUACACACACAGGUGAAAAGAAAUUUGCCUGCCCUGAGUGUCCCAAGCGCUUCAUGAGGAGUGACCAUCUGUCAAAGCAUAUCAAGACCCACCAGAAUAAGAAAGGGGGCCCCGGUGUAGCCCUGAGUGUGGGCACUUUGCCCCUGGACAGUGGGGCAGGUUCAGAAGGCAGUGGCACUGCCACUCCUUCAGCUCUUAUUACCACCAAUAUGGUAGCCAUGGAGGCCAUCUGUCCUGAGGGUAUUGCUCGUCUUGCCAACAGUGGCAUCAACGUCAUGCAGGUGGCGGAUCUGCAGUCCAUUAAUAUCAGUGGCAAUGGCUUCUGAGAUCAGGCUCCCGGGGCCAGAGACAUAUAUGGGCCAUACCCAUCAACCCCGGGAUGUAAGGUAGCAUGGGUCCAAGAGACAUGUGGGAGAGAGAGCCAUGAGGCAUUAACAUGUAUGGUGGUGGGAUGAAUUGGGGGAGGGAUGCGAGAGAAAAGAUGGGGUCUUGGCACCCACCUGUAUCAUCAGUGGCUCCUUGAAGUGUGAAACUAGUGAAAAUUCUGUUGGUGCCACCCUUUGAUGAGCAUUUGUUUGACCCCAGACAGUUUCCUCUUACACUUCUUACCCCAGCCUCCCCUUCCUGCCUUUCCCAUCUUAGCUCCCCCAUGAUGGAUUCCCCUCCCCUUUCCUAAAGCCAUCAUGCCUUGAUAAAUAUAUAUGAUCAUUGAAAUACUUUUUAACAAAAAACAGAUUCUAUAUUAUAUAUAUAAAUAUAUAUAUAUAAAGAUAUAUAGAGAUGCAUUCACAGGGGUUGGCUGGGAGGAGGAAGGAGACCAUUCUGUGACCAAAAUACCUUGGUCAUUUUUUAUAUUGCCUUAUUUCCCUAUGGCUGAGCCUUGUUGUGACACAUCAAGCUUUUCUGUAGAUGUUGUCCUGGCUUCCCACCAGAUUAAGCAUUCAUAUGCUCUGCUUUUAGUUUAUAUAUACAUACAUAAUGUUUUCCUCUCUUAAUUUUGUCUUUAUUUGGGAUCAGCUUCUUGUGCUCCUUUCCUGAUUCAAUCUCCCCUUCUCUUACCUGAUCACGUCAUGUUUUAUUUUUGGUAGUGAUCCCUGAACGAUACUCUUCUGUCAAUAUUUUAAGUCCUUAGUCCUAGCAGCAGAACAGAGAAGCCUUGAAGCCCAGGCUGAUGCUUGAGGUAGCUGUGGGGGGAGUGUUUAAAAAAACUACUGACGCAGGCACCCUGUUGGCGCUGGAGAGUCAAGGCACCUCCCUUCCCUAGCUGCUCUAAGCAUCGAGAUUCAGAAGUUUUCUAUAUAAAUGGAGAAGAGACCCUCUGAAGGUGAUAAUCUGGGAUCAGAAUGAAUAAACUGUCCAAAGAUGGUUAAAUAAUAGAUAGGGGUUUCAAUGGGAAAACGAUGUGUUCAGAAAAGGAGGUGAUUCAGAGUAGUUGGAUUCAGGAGUUAGUGGAGUAUUUGGACUUUUGUACAGCUGUCUUCCUUCCAAGGUAGCUCUAGGCUUUGUUGUGUGGGCUUUGUGUUCUCAUUCUGAAAGGAAAUACAUUUCUUUUGAACAUCUUCAGAGUUUCUUUCCCGUUGAGUUACUAAGGAGCAUCAGCUAAUGAAUCUGUUGUGGGUUUCCAUUCUGUAGAGCUCCAGAGCAUGUACUAGUGGCAAGGCAGUGGUUCUUAUGUUCUCUUCCCUUAACUCUUCCUGUAUGUACUUGGGUGGUUCUUAAGGGAAAAGGAAGCACAGGAUCAUGGGAGUGAUAGCCCAGAACAAAAAGAAAUCUUGUCUUACCACUGUGGUUUACAGGAGAGAUUGGGAGAAAUCAUCCUGCUUUUCUACAUGGCCUGAUUCCAGAAGAGACUGAUCCAAAAAUUACAGCGGCAGGGAACUCUUGGUGCAUUUGGCACUAAGAUUUAAAUGCAACCAGAAUUGUCCUCAAGGCCCAGCCAUUAAAGCAUUGUCUCUCUUGACCUUCUGGUAUCUUGUCAGAGAGCUUUUCACUGUGAGGAAGUGUGGAAAUGACUGUGCGUAUGUGUGUAAUCUGUUAGAUUGGGGGAUAGGUUUUCUGUUAGCCAAUUCUAAAAGAGACCUGCAAUAAAAAUUUACCCUGAUCUGAUAGAAAGUGAAGUUUUUGUGUAUGACUGUGUUCGAAUGUGUGUUCGUGCCUGUAUAUAUCUACACACGGAUGAAACAUUAUAUUUGAAAUUGUUAGAAAGUAAAUCAAAUCCAGAUCAAAUGCCUUUCAGGCCCAUUACCUAGAAAUCUAUCUUAAAACCUGGGUAUGUUCCUGAAGUCAUUUCUUUGCUUAUGCUAAAUCAGCUGUAAUUAUGAAUGGGGGCUGUUCUACUGCACUUUUAAAAGAGGAAGCUGUUUUUGUGUUUGAAAGUGAAACCAGCAUCCAGAUCUAUGGCAGAGUCCUAGUUCUUUUCAUAAGUCUUUUUGCCUUGGCUACAGAUAGAUGAUGCUGUGAUUCUAUUAUAUAUUUUAUAUAAAAUCCAUCUAAAUUAGGGUUUGGAUAAGUUUGUAUUGUUGUUGUUUAACCUAAUAUAGAAUAAUUGUUAAUAUUCUUAGCAAUAGUUCACUUCAUUUGGUCCUUUCUCGCAGACUGAAUCCUGUUUGCAAUACUCAGGAACUAUUGCAAGGAGCUUUCCCCAGAUCUAAUUCAUUAACGCUAAAGUAAAAGGCAUGCAUGCACAGCCACUAUGAAACCCUCAUUUCUCUACUGAAAGGUGGAAUUCAGAACCUAUUAUUUUAUGUCUGUAAUCAUGUACUUUGGCAUCUUUUGGAGGAAAGGGCAGGAUAACUCACAGGAGUGUGUAGUGUUUUGCUCUAGAGCAUUUCAAGGAAUGAAAUCUCCAAUAUGAAAUUAUUGCAUAUAAACUAGCUUAAUGAUGCUGAGGACUGCAAGAUUUUUGAUGGUUAAUUGAUGAUGUUGAUUCUCUUUUGGAUGGAAAGCUGCUGGUUUAUCCUCAACCUACUUCAUUAGCAUUACUGUAAGUGAAUUUAUAUUAAAUUCUUCUUUCCGCUUUCCCUAUUCCCUUCUCACCAAGGAAGCUCCAGAUUCAGUAUCUUAGUUAGCCCCAAAACUGAAACAGCUUCUGCUUUUGUCUCCCAGCAGCAGUGAGCCACUGUCUUUUCCACAGGAAGUUAGGAGUUUACAUUCCUUCAGUCAGGAGCUCAUUACUGAAAAUUCCCUUUCCCUGAAUUUUUGGCCAGCAGAAAUUAAUGGAACUGACAGGCAUAUUGAUUCUGUUUUUUUUUUUUUUAUUAGUUUUUUUUAAUGACCAAACCUUGCAGGGGUAGGUUACCCAGAGGAGUAGUAAUAUUAAGGCACUCAUACACUUAUCCUUUCAAGUUACCCAUUCGUGCUCAUCUGUUCAUCACAUUUGACUGUCUCACUUUUAAACCAGAGCAGUAACAACCCAUACCAUCUUCCUUCAGGGGCCUCCCAGCUGGUAUAGCUGUGGGUGCUGUGAAGAUACGCAAUUUAAUGGAUGUUUCUCAGCCUGGUUCAGAGUAAAUAGAACCCUUGAUCCCAGAAAGUAUAGACUGAAGUGUGGGGUAAAGAUUAUGAUUGGGGGAGGGUUGGAGACAAAAGCUGUAAAUUACUAUGGCUGAUUUAUUUCUACUAUAUACAUAUAUAUAUUUUUUGCUUUUGUAUAUCCUAUAUAGGAAACUAAGCAUUGUAUUUUUUUAACAAAUCUGAGAAAGCACUAUGAACUGCAGGUGUUCGACUUUCAGAAUAUAUUUUGUAUUGUUGAUAUCUUCACGUUAUGUGAAUACUGGAAGUUGCAGAUCUUUGCUAGGACGCAAUAAAUUUAUAUACUAUUUGAGGGGUUCUUCUAGGGGUGCGCAUCACGCCCCUGUUUGCUUUGGGGGAGCCCCGGUGCUACUUGCUUAAAGUUUUCAUUCGAUUGUAAGUAUCUUGAUGCCUUUUGGACCUUGGGAUCAGAUCAAAAGAUUUUUGGAAAUUACAUACCAAGGAAAUGAGGAUAGUGUAGCUGCCUGAAGUGAGGGUCCCUUUGUAUAGCUCAGCUUCUCCUGUCUGAAGCUGGGUAGUCUUUUGCGGCUGGGAGGAGAAUCCUGAAAUCUCAGAGUUUCAUCUCCCUUAGAAGAGAGCCAGUAACUGUGUGCAAGGAUGAAAGGUAGAAGCAGUAGCUUUGGGGAAAGGGAGGGAGGAGGAUAUGGCACUUCUCCAACCCCGGAAAACAUUGCUUUUGAAAUCUGCUGAUAAAAUAUGGGCAGGUUAUUACUUUUGUUUGGGAGCCUGUGCUCUCUCUGGUGCCUCUCUUGGCUCUACUCCUGGGGUACAGACCUCUUCUAGGAGGAUGAGCAGACCAGCUUUGAGGUUGACCUGUUUCUUUUCUUUGUCUGCCUUCCCUAAACACCAGUCCCCAGGAAGACGGUAAGCAGCCCUAAGCUUAAAUUCCUACUCCCUCUUCCAGAUUUGGCUCACUUGCCUCAGAUUGAAGGCUGGGAAAGGAAAAGAAGGGAGUCCUUGGCUUCAUUUCUCCCUACAUCUUCUCCAGUCUGACUUCCCCAAACCCAAAAAGAUUUCCUUCUCAAUGUUCAUUUGAGAGAAUUGAGUAUUUUGUUCCAUUUUACCCUUUCCUCAUCAUCGAACAGUCCCGGCCUUCCUUGUCUCUGCUAAGGAAACAGAUACGAUGAUCUGUCCCGCAGCUCCCCUAAGUUCCAGCUCAGUAUUGGAAAAACGGGGUUAGGUUGGGGCUUCAGGUAAUGAGGACUUUGUUGCUACCUCUCCUGGGGUGUGUGUUUUCCUAUAUUUCACCUUCAGGAAUUACACUGUGCCUUCACCUGGGGGAUGGGCUUCCUCCACUUUGUCGGCAACUGCCCUUGAACGGUGUGGACAAGGGCAGGCCUUCAUAUUUCUGCUUACCCUUUUCUCCCAAUGGCAUCCAUAGCCUUCACCAGAAUCUAGGGCAUAUAGACUUUGGGGAAAAUAUGCUGAGAUUGACUGAGAAUACCCCUUCUACACAUACCCAUGGCAGCUGCCCUAGGGCCUGCUUCCUCUUCCCUCCUCUGUCAUCCUCUGGGGGAAGGGGCGGUGCUCCAAUCUCUGGUGCCUAAAACAAGUUUAUUUCUCUCUUAACACUGGCAAUAACCAGUCUCCAUACCACUGUUGCCUUUUUAAACCUCUUAAUAAUCUCAUGCUGUGUUUGUUGUUGGUUCCAAUCUGAUUAUCACCAGGGCUGUGUGGGGAAAUACUUUUAAAUGCACUCUCAUCUUUCUUGGGCUUUUUUUUUUUUUUCUCUCUUUUCCUUGGUCUUGUGUAUGUAUGAAGCUAAUCUCUUGUCUUUCAGUUUCUUCCUGCUCUCUUAUAUCUUCCUGUCUUGUCUCCCCCCCUACCUUUUUUCUCUGGGUGUUUUGGGGCUCUCUCUCUCUUUUUUUUUUUUGCCUUUUUGUACAAAGAUUAGUUUCAAUGUAGUCUGUAGCUUCUUUGUAAACCAAUUAAAAAAAAGUUUUUUAAUAAAAAGCCAUGUCUCUGGUGUGUUGAGGGUUGGGAAUGGGGGAAAGAAUAUGGUUAUUAUAACUUCAAAUUCGGAAACCAACAAAGGUUUCCAGCUACAAUAUGUUGUGCUUCCAUACAUGUUAAUCAGUGCAGCUGUACCACACUUACCAGGUAAGCAAUCCCACGGCCAGGUUAGUGUGUCACAACUUCAUAGAAAUGUGGAGGACCAAGAGGAUGGAGGCAGCCCCAACUUUUUUUAAUAAACUUUUUUUUAAACAAAUUUGGGGAUAAUUUUAGAUUUAUAGAAAAGUUGCAAAAAUUGUACAGAGAGUUUUCAUAUACCCCUCACUCAGUUUCCGCUAUUGUUAACAUUAGCAUGGUACAUGUGUCAAAACUAAGAAGCUGACAUUGGUACAUUAGCUCAACUCCAGACUUUAUUUGGGUUUCACCAGUUUUUACAAUGAUGUUACCCCAGUCUGGUCUGUGACGUUUCUCUUGUUUUUCAUGACCUUGACAGUCUUGAGGAGUAUUGCCCAUGUGUCUUUUAGACUAUCCCCUACUCUGGGUUUGUCUAAUGUUUUUCUCGUAAGACUGAGCUUAUGGGUUUUUGGAAAGAAUACCAGAGAGGUGAGGUGCCCUCUCAUCAUAAUGUAUCAGGGGUAUGU